Desarmillaria tabescens is the source of this 1896-nucleotide messenger RNA. RefSeq lists its product as uncharacterized. The transcript is spliced from 19 exons. Gene Ontology annotation, molecular function: histone deacetylase activity; transcription factor binding. Lineage: Eukaryota; Fungi; Basidiomycota; Agaricomycetes; Agaricales; Physalacriaceae. The record is from RefSeq and is a predicted model, not a curated record. The coding region runs from base 1 to 1896 and encodes 631 amino acids. Gene Ontology annotation, cellular component: histone deacetylase complex. Gene Ontology annotation, biological process: negative regulation of transcription by RNA polymerase II.
AUGGAGAAAACCGACAGCAAUGCUGUUCGUGCUACCUCUGCUCCAUUGGACGAUGUCAUUCGGCCUCGUGUCGCAGUCAUUUACUCGUCGGAAAUGACUUGCCAUCGCCCACUCCUUGAAGAGCACUAUGAACAGCCAGCGCGCAUCACCCGUAUCUGGGAAACUAUAACUGCCGCUGGAUGUACCCUCAAAAUGAAGCGCAUACCUAUCCGGCCUGCACAUAAAAAUGAAGUGCUACUUGUUCAUAGCGAAGACCACUGGAACCGUGUACAGGCUCUGCGCGACCUCACCGACGAGCAAAUACAAGAAACUCACGCGUACUAUGACUCGCUAUCUCUUUAUGCCUGUCUCGCCGUUGCCAGCGAUCUUUCAGAAAUUAAAAAGUGUUUCGCCAUUGUCCGGCCACCAGGCCAUCACGCAGAACCGACACAGCAUAUGGGAUUCUGCUUUUUCAAUAAUGUUGCUGUUGCUAUCAAAAAUACACAACAGCAAACUGCUGUAAAGCGGGUGAUGAUUCUGGACUGGGAUGUUCAUCAUGGAAAUGGAACUCAGCGUGCAUUCAACGAUGACCCCACCGUUUUAUACGUGUCACUGCAUAGAUAUGACAACGGAGGAUUUUAUCCGUGCGGCCCAUUCGGCGACAUUCAAUCGUGCGGUGAAGGCCCCGGUCUAGGGUUUUCGGUGAAUAUUCCGUGGCCAGGCGAAGGCAUGGGUGAUGCCGAGUACAUUCAUGCUUUUCAACAUAUCGUCAUGCCCAUCGCCAUGGAAUUUGCACCCCAACUAGUGAUCAUCUCUGCAGGCUUUGACGCAGCAGAAGGAGAUCCUUUAGGACAGUGUUGCAUAACUCCUGCUGGAUAUGCUCACAUGACACAUAUGCUGUCAGGACUUGCUGGUGGUCGCUUGGUGGUCGCUCUUGAGGGAGGGUAUAAUGUCGAGGCGGGGGCACGUUCAGCAUUGGCAGUCACUAAGGUUAUAACUGGAGAGCCGCCAGACGAACUUCCUCCCAUGACUGCCAACGAGCAAGCUACUGAGGUCGUCUGGCUUGUGGCCAAAGAGCAGAGUAAGUACUGGAAGAAUGUCAACCCGAAAGCCUGCGAACCGCGUGAAGACGUCCAUAUCAGCACAUUUUCUAUCCCUGAAAUACUGAAAUUACACCGACAAAAUUACUUGUCGAAUAAUCAUCGCAUGAUGAACGUUCCCUUAGUCAAUGAAGAAAUGGGAGAGCGGUUUGGAAUGCAAAUAAUGUGCACACCAGACAUACUGGACAACCCGACGAUGGUGUUCUUCAUGCAUGAAUUUGGUGAUGUUCAAACAGAGCUCGAAAAUGCUGCUACAUGCAAUCUGGACCUUGAGAGGUCCUACCUGGUCGAUUUCUCAAAAGAGCUAAUUUCGUGGAUAAAGUCCGCAGGACACUCUUUACUUGACGUAAACCUGUAUCCUAGGCCUCUUGUAGCUCCGGUGAAGAAGUCAAAAUCGGCCCAUGUUCUCGCCAAAGAACUCGUCAUAUAUCUCUGGGAUAACUAUGUUCAGCUUUCAAAUGCCCAGCGCGUCAUUCUUAUCGGUCAUGGACCAGGUUGUCAACCGAUGAUCGACCUACUUCAACAAAGAUGGAGUAGCGUAAGCACGAAGGUAAAAGGCGUCGUGCAAGUCGUGGGGCAUCUAAAGGUUCCAUUGGUGCCAACACAUCCCGAUGAGAUAAUACCUUGGUACCUAGAGCACUCCUUUGUUGCAGUCCCUGUGAACCACCAAGUGCUCGCGGCUAAAGCAAAAAAACGCCAUGGCAACGUCGUCCCGAUCAAUGAAAAUCGAACCAUCAAGCUCAUUAUAGAUGCCCUCCCAAGUAUUCAGAGAUUCGUACAAGCACAGCUGGGGGACCAGCACAUGGAUACUUCAUAA